Molecule: messenger RNA, 750 nt
Organism: Plasmodium knowlesi strain H
Lineage: Eukaryota; Apicomplexa; Aconoidasida; Haemosporida; Plasmodiidae
Exons: 6
Coding region: 1-750 (249 amino acids)
Source: RefSeq, a predicted model, not a curated record
AUGACGAACGCGGGGACGACAGACCUAAGUUGGCUGCCCUCAGAUGCAGAUGAACAACUCGCCUUAGGAUUUAAAAUUGUCACCAACGCAUACAAGACUAGGGUUACUUCCCAGGAGGCAGAAAUCAGAUCUCUGAAAGGACAACUCACGGAAAAACUGGAACAACUCUCGUCGAUACAAAAAAAAUAUAGCAACCUGGAGGUUCAACUAAUCGAAUCAACACAAAGAGGAAACCAACUGGCCGACGAAAACAAGCAGUUAAUUACAACCAUUAAGAAGCUGAAUAGAGACAUAGAUCGACUGGAGAAUCUUAAAAAGGCAGUCCUCAAUUCUAUCCAGGAGGAACAUGAUGUGGAGGAUGCACAUAAGUACUAUUCCGCGGACGACAUGCUACAAACCACUGCCCCGAGAACGAUGCUCGAAAUCAAUGGCAAUGAGGAUUCCUGUCAAACACUAAUUAACAAAAUUGUUAAUUCGGACGCGCACAACAUUAUCAACGGGAGCUUCAACUCGCCUUACCUGGGAGCAGGAUCAUCAGGCGAGAAGAACACAGACGGCAGGGCCUUCUUCCGCAACGCAAGAAGCAGACUGACGUACGAGCAGUUUAACCAUUUCUUGUCGAACAUCAAAAAGUUAAACAACCAUCAGCAGAAAAGAGAGGAGACGUUAAAAAAGGCACAAGCGAUAUUUGGUGAGGCGAACUCCGAUUUAUACGAAGAAUUUAAAGUCCUCAUUUCUAAACAUUCUUAG